AAAAUGGGGGGAAGGUCUCAAUAGUCCUUUUCAAAUACAGUAGCCUACAAGACAAGACAAAACCAAGCAACCACCAAGAUAAUACACGCGGAAGCCAAAAGUUACAGCACCGACUUGAAACGCAAAACUUGAAACAGUUCUUUCCCUUGGAUGGACUUGUUCAAAGGAGAGAGGGUCUGAAACAGCACUCUAGAACUAUCCCUCGUCUAACCACACAAACAAAGACAAACCAACUAUAGUACUUUUAUUAAGCUGAGAGUAUUAAUACAGAUACUAGUAAAGAAUGAGCAAGAGCAAAGGAGGCGUUCGAUCUCGAUCUCCUUCUACGGGAAGUAGCAUGCUGCAUGCUUCUACCUCGCAGCUAUCGCUGGGUUCCAGUAUUGGCAGUGGGAAGAAAUGGUGGGAACCCAGCACGGAUGAAUUGGAAGACUUGAAGGCGCAACAACGACGGCGUCAAUCACAGCUGGAUCAACCCGAUAUCACUGACGCCAUGCUGGAGGCUCUGGAAAAUGAAGAACAAAUGGAACAAUUGGCCACUCAACUCAGCAAGGCCGCUCCAGCUAGUCAUCACAGCAGUAGUACUGAUAGUACUGGCAAACGAACCAUUCGGAGAACCAAGUCCAUGGAUCCCUCGGUUGUAAGACAACAACUCACACGACAGCAGCAACUGUUCAAACUGCAGCAGCAGCAGUCCAAGCCUACUCAUACUGCUAGUAGUGCUACCACUACCACUACUAGUAGUACAAGCAGGAGUGGUCUGUACUACAAGUCCAAUAAUAAGAUGACCCACACGACAUCCACAGAAGACUUGAAGAAUUUGAACAUGAAGACGUAUGCGGCCAAUAAGAGAAGAGGCUCCAUGUUCCACAAACACAAACACAACAACAACAACAAGAGAAAUCCAAACAACAGAAUGCUCAAUGUCUCCAAUCACUCCACCAAUUCCACACAUACGGUAGACUCGAUGGACAGCGAAGGAGCUGUCAUGGGAAGAGAGUCUUAUUUUGAUUCCGAUACCGAUACACCCAGUCAUUUACCCUUACCACCCCAACUACAACCAACUCAGCAGCAGUCACAACAACAACAGUCACCACCACUACCCACAACACAACAACGAAAUAUCAAGACCAAAAUCAAACUGGUACGACGAUCGUUUUCGGCAGGAACUCCCCUAGCCGUACCAGACGAGGAUGAGGAGCUAGAUCAACGCUCCAUUUCCACCACGGAAGUCGAAGCCAUUAUUCAACAAGAAAAACAACUCAAAAAGUGCUUCACGGUCGAUUGGGGAGUGGGACAAGCCGAGACAUUUGUCAAGGAAUUGCAACAAAAGGGAAAACUGUGGGAUACCACUACCAAACAACAAAAACAACAACAACACAACCACAAAUCAACGACAACGACGUGGAAACAAUUGGAACAACGAAUGCAAGCAUCCGCUCUCAAAAAGGCACAAGAAUUCCGGACAUUGCCCAAACUGAAACAGGCGGCAUUUACGCUGGUACUUUCCCAACUAUUGACGCCACAAGAGCGAGAACAACUCUAUCAAGUCUACACACAAUUGCUUUUGCAACAACAGGAACAGCAACAACCUGUUUCUCACAGUCAAGCACAACCGGCAUCUCUGUCUCACAGUCAAGCACAAGAAGGAUAUGCCAAAGUAUUUGGAUCGUCUUCCCAUCACAGUAGCAAUUCCAGUCCAUCUAGCAGCAACAACCACGUUGUCAUGGACUAUUCCGAAUUCAUGGUGGGCGCGGCCAUUUGCUCCCAUCAUCAACAUACUACGGAAGAAGAAGCAAAACGACGAUUGGAAACAUUCUCGGGGGAAGCAUUGCGCAAAGCAUUUGCCAUGUUUGAUGCCGAAGGAAAGGGAUUCAUUUCCAAAGACAAUAUCAACAAACUCUGUGAACAUCAAGAUGAAACCACACAACGCAUUAUUGAUGCCGUUCUGUCGUCGCCGGAUACUGCCAAUGAUGCACACAACAGAAAUGACAAUCCACUUGCCUUUGCCGACUUUUGUGCACUCUUUUUUGGGGACGAACAACCAGCCAACAACGAACAUAAUAAUAAUGGCAAGUCCCAUCACAAAAAGGAAAAAUCUUCCUCCAAACACACCCGAAAGGAACACAAGUCCUCCAAAAAGAAAAAGAAGGACAAGAAAAAGGAAAAGAAGAAAAAGUCCAAAAAGAAGUCGAAAAAGAAGGACAAGAAGAAGAAUGUGGACGACGACAUGAGCAUUGACGACGACGAUGAGACACUCUCGGUCUUUUCUAUUGAUAUCUACGACGAUCUAUCCAUUGAUAUGGAUGGAAGUGACGUUUCCGUUCUCGAUGACACCGAUUCCACAUCCAGUCGAUCCAGUGACCGUUCUCCAAAACCAAGAGAAAGUAAGAAUCCCAGUCUUUGA
Molecule: messenger RNA, 2404 nt
Organism: Seminavis robusta
Lineage: Eukaryota; Bacillariophyta; Bacillariophyceae; Naviculales; Naviculaceae
Source: the annotation of a GenBank genome assembly